Populus trichocarpa (black cottonwood) is the source of this 1170-nucleotide messenger RNA. RefSeq lists its product as uncharacterized. NCBI's taxonomy places the organism in Eukaryota, Viridiplantae, Streptophyta, Magnoliopsida, Malpighiales, Salicaceae. The record is from RefSeq and is a predicted model, not a curated record. The coding region runs from base 1 to 1170 and encodes 389 amino acids. The transcript is spliced from 4 exons.
AUGCCUAGAACAACUCCUGGUGCUCAAAAGUCUCUUCAGAAUUGUUGGCAAAGGAAAGAAGCAGUUGAACGGUGUGAUCUUGCUUUAGCGAAGUGGAUGAUUGAUACAUGUGUGCCAUUUAAUGCUGUUAACUCUGUGUAUUAUCAGCAUGUCAUAGAUGUUGUAACAGUCAUGAGUUCUAGUUAUAAAAGACCAAACUUGCAUGCUAUUCGUGGUUAUUACUUGGUAAAAACGAUUGAUGAAGUGAAGAUUUAUGUUGAGAGUUAUCGAGAGAUUUGGAAGAAGACUGGUUGCACAUUAAUGACUGAUGGACGGACAGAUCAGAAGAGAAGGACUUUAAUUAACUUCUUAGUAUGUUGUCCUAAAGGAACAAUUUUUUUGAAAACUGUGGAUGUAUCAGAUGUCUCAAAGACUGCUAGAUUGUUGUAUCAAUUGUUUAGAGAGGUUGUUUUGUAUAUUGGGGUAGAAAACAUUGUGCAUAUGGUGAAUGAUAAUGCUGCAAAUUAUAUUGCUGCUGGCAGCAUUUUAGCUCAUAAAGAUGAGUUGAGAGCUAUGGUGACAUUUAGGGAAUGGGUCUCAUCUGAUUAUGCUAAAGAUAGCAAAGAAAAAAAGUUUGUUGAGAUUCGAGUUCUACGAAUGGUUGAUGGUGAUGGUGAUGAUAGACCUUCGAUGGGAUAUUUGUAUGAUGUUAUUCAUCAUGCAAAAGAAGAAAUGAUGAGGAGAUUUCAAAAGAGAAAGGCUAGAGUGAAACCUUUCAUAGACAUUAUCAAUAAUCGGUGGGAUGGACAACUAUAUAGAAAUCUUUAUGCAGCGGCAUUUUGGUUGAAUUCUCGAUUUCAAUAUGAUGCAAAUAUAAUGGAUAAACAUAUGAGCACCAUUUCUGGACUUCUAGAUGUUUUUGAGAAGUAUGCACAUGGAAAUUUACCAUUGCAAAAUAAGAUUACAAGUGAGAUAAAGUUGUUUAGGAAUGCUGAACAUGACUUUGGUCGAGCGUCCGCAAUAAAUAAUCGCACCCUUAUGCCUCCAGAUGAUUGUGACGAUGAAGUUUCAAAGGAGCAUGCUGAUGAUUUAUUAGGUGUUGACGAGAGUGGCUCAAUUCCAUCGACAUUUGAUCCAAAUUUUGCUUCUAUGGAAACAGAAGAACUUAAUGUGUUCAUUCAACAAAAGUGA